CUCGAUCCCAUAUUUUGAGGUUGAACAGCCAUUUUGGGAAGUUCUCUUUGCAUGCUUUUCUUUGCAGCCGCUCGAGGCCCUCGUCCGUUGAACUGGUCGCUGGCAAAAAGCACCCACGCACAUCUCUUCACCCGUCUUGUCCUCCCGGCUGGGCCCAUCACAAGCAGUUUGAGAACGCUAUCCGCCUGCGCCGGUAGCCCUGAAACGGUGGCUCGUUGGUAAACGGGAUGAGAUUCAUGGGCCGCGUUGCGUGCGGUUCAGAAGCGGCUCAGCGAAGUGGUUCAGAGAAGGUUAAGC
This is a messenger RNA of Amorphotheca resinae ATCC 22711, 297 nucleotides long. RefSeq lists its product as hypothetical. The record is from RefSeq and is a predicted model, not a curated record. The coding region runs from base 52 to 222 and encodes 56 amino acids. NCBI's taxonomy places the organism in Eukaryota, Fungi, Ascomycota, Leotiomycetes, Helotiales, Amorphothecaceae. The transcript has a single exon.